Chrysochloris asiatica (Cape golden mole) is the source of this 903-nucleotide messenger RNA. It is a transcript of the gene BUD23, whose product is annotated as Williams Beuren syndrome chromosome region 22. Gene Ontology annotation, molecular function: rRNA (guanine) methyltransferase activity. The record is from RefSeq and is a predicted model, not a curated record. The coding region runs from base 1 to 903 and encodes 300 amino acids. NCBI's taxonomy places the organism in Eukaryota, Metazoa, Chordata, Mammalia, Afrosoricida, Chrysochloridae. Gene Ontology annotation, cellular component: nucleolus. The transcript is spliced from 13 exons. Gene Ontology annotation, biological process: rRNA (guanine-N7)-methylation.
AUGGCUUGUGGAGGGCGGAGACCGGAGCAUGGCGGACCCCCGGAGCUGUUUUACGAUCAGAAUGAAGCCCGGAAAUACGUUCGCAAUUCACGGAUGAUUGAUGUCCAGUCUCAGAUGGCAGGGCGAGCCCUGGAGCUCCUAUAUCUGCCUGAGGACCGGCCCUGUUACCUGCUGGAUGUUGGCUGUGGCACUGGACUGAGCGGAGACUAUCUCUCGGAUGAGGGACACUAUUGGGUGGGCAUUGACAUCAGCUCUGCCAUGUUGGAUGCGGCCUUGGACCGAGACAUUGAGGGAGACCUGCUGCUUGGGGACAUGGGCCAGGGCAUCCCCUUCAAACCAGGUUCCUUUGAUGGUUGUAUCAGCAUUUCAGCGGUGCAGUGGCUCUGUAAUGCAAACAAGAAGUCUGAAAACCCUGUCAAGCGCCUGUUUUGCUUUUUUUCUUCUCUUUACUCUGUGCUGGUCCGUGGCGCCCGCGCUGUCCUUCAAGUGUACCCGGAAAACUCGGAGCAGUUGGAGCUGAUCAUGACUCAGGCUACAAAGGCUGGUUUCACCGGGGGCAUGGUGGUGGACUAUCCCAAUAGUGCGAAAGCCAAGAAGUUCUACCUCUGUUUGUUUUCUGGGAUUUCUGGGUCUUCGAGCGUUCUGCCAACGGGACCGAGUGACCCAACGGAUGCAGGCGAAGACAGGCAGUCCACAUUCACCAGUGACAGUGGUGGUUCAUACCCACCCCGUGACUCUGUAGGAGAAAGAUCUCGGCAGGUCUCCCAUAGGAUCGUGAAGCGAGAUUUGGCCAGGAAGAGCCGGACCUGGGUGCUGCGGAAGAAGGAGCGCCGCAGACGGCAGGGCAGGGAAGUCCGACCUGACACCCAGUACACCGGCCGCAAGCGCAAACCCCGUUUCUAA